AUGGCAGCCAGCACAAAUGUUCAAGUGGAGAAAGACGGCAACAGCAUUCGAGAAAUAUUUAAUAGCAUGAAUUACGGUCCGGCUCCGGAGGCUGAUAAUGUUGCACAAGCUUGGCUGGAUGAUCAUGGAAGAAGUUUUGGACAUUUUAUUGAUGGCAAAUGGGUGAAGCCAGAUGGACGAAAAAUAUACGAGACAAAAAACCCUGCAACAGGUGAGGUCUUAACAUCCACAAUUCAGGGAGAAGAUGAAGAUGUGGAGUUAGCAGUGAAGUCUGCAAGGAAUGCUUACGAGAGCUGGAGUAAAACCCCUCCUCAUGUCCGAGCUAGACAUCUGUACAGUAUUGCUCGUCACCUGCAAAAGCACCAGCGACUCGUUAGUGUUGUGGAAUGUAUCGACAACGGGAAAACUAUCCGGGAAACGCGAGACUGUGAUAUACCCACGGUCAUCCGCCAUUUUUACCAUCAUGCUGGCUGGGCACAACUGGCUGACACAGAAAUGAAGGGAUGGAAAUCGCUUGGUGUUGUUGGUGCCAUAGUACCAUGGAACUUUCCCCUCAUGCUGUUAACAUGGAAGAUCUGCCCUGCCUUAGCCAUGGGAAACACUGUCGUACUAAAACCAGCAACAUACACUCGCCUCUCUGCCCUCUUAUUGGCUGAGAUCUGUGCGGAGGCGGGGCUUCCAGCAGGAGUCUUCAACGUUGUCACUGGCAAUGGGAAAUUUGGUAGUAGCUUGGCCACACAUCCUGACGUGGACAAGGUAGCUUUUACUGGGUCAACAGAGGUAGGGAAGCUCCUCAGACAGGCCACAGCAGGGAGUGGGAAGAAGUUAUCCCUGGAGUUGGGGGGCAAAUCUCCAGUCAUAGUUUUUGAGUCAGCUGAUUUGGACAGUACCGUGGAGGGGGUGGUGGAUGCGAUCUGGUUUAACCAAGGUCAGGUUUGCAGUGCUGGAUCAAAACUUCUAGUCCAAGAACCUAUUUACGACAAACUACUGGAUAAACUCAAAGAGAGGCUGACUCAUUUUCGUGUGGGAAACAGUUUGGAUAAGACUAUGGACAUGGGUGCCAUCGUGGAUCAAUCACAGAGGAGCUCCAUCGAGGAGUACGUCAGUCAUGCAAAGUCAGACGGGGCCGAGGUUUACCAAGCUACUGCGUGUAUCCCCGUGGGUAAAGGUUGUUAUUAUCCCCCAACAAUCAUCUCCAGGGUGCAGACCGUGUCCAGGGUGGUGGUAGAAGAGAUAUUCGGACCAGUACUUGUUGUCCUGCCAUUUCGCACAGCUAAAGAGGCAAUUAGCAUAGCCAAUAAUUCAAUGUACGGACUGGCUGGUAGCGUUUGGACAGAGAACAUCAGCUUAGCCAUGGAGGUGGCCAUCAGUGUCAAGGCUGGCACGAUCUGGAUCAACUCUCACAAUCUGUUUGACGCAGCAAGCGGGUUUGGCGGGUACAGACAGAGCGGUUAUGGUAGAGAUGGCGGAAAAGAGGGUUUGUUUGAGUAUGUUCGGCCUAGCUGGGAGGAACGUCCCAGGCCUAAAGUAGGGGACGUCAACCUGAAAACGUUUGGGUCUACCUUACCAGCUCGCCCCAGUUUGGGAGAGAGCAAAGAUGCCGACAGGAUGAUUGAUGGAGUGAAGGCACCCAGUGUUGACAGAACAUACAAGUUUUACUACGGAGGCGCGCAGAAGCGUCCUGAUGCCCAGUAUGCCCGAGCAAUCACCAGCCCAAAGGGGAAAGUGCUGGCCCACGUUGGAGAGGGUAACAGGAAGGAUGUAAGGAAUGCUGUGGAAGUGGCCCACAAAGCUGCCCCAGGCUGGGGUAAACGGGCAGCUCACAACCGAGCUCAGAUUGUUUAUUACCUGGCUGAGAACCUGGAAGCCCGUCGUGACGAAUUUGGGACACGUCUCUCGGAAAUGACGGGAAAGGAAAAGGCGGAAGGUUUGAAGGAGGUAGACCUGGCCAUUCAGAGGCUGUUUUACUGGGGAGCGUACUGCGACAAAUAUGGAGGAUCUGUGCAGGAAACCACUUUAUAUGGGGCCACUGUGAAGAUCCAUGAGCCCGUGGGUGUGAUUGGAAUUGCCUGCCCUGAUGACUUCCCCUUAUUGGGCUUCGUGUCCCUGUUUGCACCUGCUGUAAUCCGGGGCAACUGCGUGGUGAUCGUACCUAGCGAGAAGCACCCUCUGUCAGCCCUCGAUUUCUAUCAGGUCUUUGACACGUCAGAUGUUCCAGGAGGUGUAGUCAACAUCAUCACAGGGGACCGAGAUCACCUAACCAAAUACCUGACGGAACACCAGGACGUGCAGGCCAUGUGGUACUUUGGGUCAGCUGAGGGGUCACACUUUGUGGAGUACACGUCCGCAGAGAAUGUUAAACGGACUUGGGUUAACUAUGGUCUGUCUCGCGAUUGGUCAGACAGUGAGCAAGGUCAAGGGGAGGAGUUUCUCUAUCAUUCCACACAGGUCAAAAAUAUCUGGAUCCCGAUGGGGGACAUUUUUGCCAACUGAACACAUUAUUCAAGGCUGAAUUUUUUAUUUUCAUU
Messenger RNA from Liolophura sinensis, 2528 nucleotides. RefSeq names its product aldehyde dehydrogenase family 16 member A1-like. Bases 1 to 2493 code for a protein of 830 amino acids. NCBI's taxonomy places the organism in Eukaryota, Metazoa, Mollusca, Polyplacophora, Chitonida, Chitonidae. The record is from RefSeq and is a predicted model, not a curated record. The transcript has 14 exons. Gene Ontology annotation, molecular function: oxidoreductase activity, acting on the aldehyde or oxo group of donors, NAD or NADP as acceptor.